AUGAAGAAAUUCGACUGUCCCGAGCGAAUCAUUCAGAUAGUGCGUCAGCUCCACGACGGUACGAUGGCGCGAGUCACGGACAACGAAACUGUCUCAGAGGCAUUCGCAGUGACCAACGGAGUGAAGCAGGGAUGCGUGCUGGCGCCUACCCUUUUCAGCAUUAUGUCCUCUGUCAUGCUAAUGGACGUCUACCGUGAUGAACGCUCCGGGAUCCGCAUCGCCUACAGGACGGACGGUCACCUUCUGAAUCAACGGUGGAUGCACUUCCAAUGGCGUGUAUCCACAACCACCGUUCACGAACUUCUCUUCGCCGACGACUGCGUCCUCAACACCACCUCGGAGGAGGAGAUGCAACGGAGCAUGGACCUCUUAUCUGCCGCCUGCGAGAACUUCGGACUGGUCAUCAACACGCAGAAGACGGUGGUCAUGCAUCAACCGCCACCCAACACAGCCACUCCUCGCAACGCGCCUCAAAUCAGUGUGAACGAAACCCAACUGCAAGUGAUGGAAAACUUCCCGUACGUGGGCAGUACCCUCUUCCGUAGCACUAACGUCAAUGACGAAGUCGCUAGCAGGAUCUCGAAUGUCAGUCACGCCUUCGGUCGCCUCCAAAGCUCAGUUUGGAAUCGUCACGGUCUCCAACUGAGAACGAAGCUGAAGAUGUACAAGACUGUCAUCCUGCCGACGCUACUGUGCGGAGCGCAGACCUGGAAUGUGUACACAAAGCAGGCACGCCGACUGAACCACUUCCACCUUAGUUGUCUCCGUCGCAUCCUGAGGCUAAGCUGGCAGGAUCGCAUCCCCGACACUGAUGUGCUGGAACGAACGGGAAUCCUCAGCAUCUGCACCAUGCUGAGACAAAUGCAACUGCGCUGGAGCGGCCACCUGGUACGCAUGGACGACGAGCGACUACCCAAACGACUCUUCUACGGGGACGUCGCGACGGGUUCUCGUCGUCAAGGAGGCCAAAUUCGCCGUUACAAGGAUACCCUGAAGUCCUCCUGA
Messenger RNA from Spirometra erinaceieuropaei, 1005 nucleotides. Lineage: Eukaryota; Metazoa; Platyhelminthes; Cestoda; Diphyllobothriidea; Diphyllobothriidae. The record is from the annotation of a GenBank genome assembly.